Messenger RNA from Sorex araneus (European shrew), 1209 nucleotides. RefSeq names its product sorting nexin 31 (gene SNX31). Gene Ontology annotation, molecular function: phosphatidylinositol binding. The record is from RefSeq and is a predicted model, not a curated record. Gene Ontology annotation, biological process: intracellular protein transport. NCBI's taxonomy places the organism in Eukaryota, Metazoa, Chordata, Mammalia, Eulipotyphla, Soricidae. Gene Ontology annotation, cellular component: early endosome.
AUGAAGAUGCACUUCUGCAUCCCGGUGACCCAGCAGCGGCCCGACGCGCUGGGGGGCCGCUACGUGCUCUACUCCGUGCAUCUGGACGGCUCCCUCCUGUGCCGGGUGCGCUACAGCCAGCUGCACCGCUGGGACCAACAGCUGAGGCGGGUCUUUGGAAACUGCCUGCCCCGUUUCCCACCCAAGCACUAUCUUGCGAUGACCCCGUCGAUGGCUGAAGAGAGGCGGGACCAGUUGGAACAAUAUUUGCAAAAUGUGGCUGUGGAUCCUGGCAUGUUGAGAAGCGACGUCUUUGUGGACUUCUGGAAGCUGGCACAGCUGGACACAUUUCGCAUCAGCCCUGAGGAGGCCUCUCUGGCCGUGUUUCUGCCCAGUGGAAGGAGCGUGCAGCUGACAGUUCUCACCUCGGACACGGCUGACAGAGUCCUGGAGGUGCUGUCGCGCCGGCUGGGGCUGUGUGCAGAGCACCAGGACUACUUCGGCCUGUUCCUCAUUGGCUUCCAGCAGGAGGCUGAGCCCUCUGUCCUGAAGAAACUGGCUGUCUUUGAACUCCCGUUUGUUACUCUGCGAAGUGCUGAAGUGGAGAACUGCAGAGUGGAACUCAGGAAGUGGUACCUGGACCCUGCCCUGGACUCCAGGCUGAUGGACUGCGGCUCUGCCCGAGAUUUGCUCUACACGCAGGCGCUGCGGGACAUGGCAAAAGAGUGGCCCAAGCUCAGCGAAGCGCAGAGGCAGGAGCUGGAGGCGCUCCAGAAAGAAGACAACCAAACCAGGUUCCUGGAGCUGGCCCAGGGGGUCCAGCACUACGGGCACCUGCAGCUGGACCCCUGCACCUGUGACUUCCCGGAGCCGGGCUGCACGGCUGAGCUGGCGGUGGGCGGCAGUGCCAUCCACUGCCGGGUCUCGCUGCCCGAGCGGGACGUCAGUUUCGAGAUGAGCAGCCUGCGGUGCUGGCAGGUCGCCUUCCAGGUGAGUGCUUUCUUGCUGAGUAACUGCCUGCAGAAGAUGGUCUUGGAGAAGGCAGCGAAGCUGGCUGCAGAGGACUCAGAAAUGCAGAUUGAAGACCCAGGACGAGGCCAAGGUCAAAAGUGCCGCAAUCCCCCAAGCCUAAACUGGAAAGAUUGUUCUACUUCUCGAUCGAGGAAAAGCAAAGUUCACACAACUUCUGCCAACUGCGUUUGGGGGACCAUAACAGAGGAAGACCUUUGA